AUGGCCGAGAAGAUACGACAUCAGAUGGCGCUUUUUAUCAACUUCCUGGAAAAUGUCAACAAGGUGGGGUCAGGAGGACAAUAGAAAUGAAUGAAGAACCAAGGGUAAAAUGGACAUAAAAAGGCUUAUAAGAACAUCAUGAGCAGAAUAAUCUUAUCAAUUAACUCAUCUGAGCCUGUUUGAAAGGUGUUUAUAAAUUUUGUAGUACUGUUAGACUAAGAAGAGAGAAAAAUACAAAAUGUCGGCAAUGUUUCGCAUGUACGAUCAAUACAGUAGUGAGAUCCAGUUUUCGGAACUGAAGAACCCAGAGGAAUCAUGGGAACUUUUGGAUCUCAUUGGCGAAGGAACAUAUGGAGAGGUUUACUCAGCAAAAAACAAACAGACUGGCGAGAUAGCAGCUGUGAAGAUUUUAGAGUCUAUCCAUGAAAUAAUUGAAGAAAUAGAAGAGGAAUACAAAAUUCUUAGAGAUUUUAACGAUCAUCCAAAUAUGCCAAAGUUUUACGGGUUAUAUUUAAAAGUGGGAGAUACUGGGACCGAUGAUCAGCUGUGGAUGGUGAUGGAGCACUGUGGACGGGGAUCCGUGACAGACUUGGCCAAGUAUAUAAUUGACACAGGGAAGAAGAUGGAUGAAACCAUGCUAGCCUAUAUACUGAGGGAAACAUUACUUGUGCUGAUGUUUUUCCACAAGAAUCACAUCAUUCACAGAGAUGUCAAAGGUCACAACAUUCUGAUGACAGAUCAAGGCAACAUUAAAUUGAUAGACUUUGGCGUGUCUGGACAUUUAAAGUCUACAUUAGACAAAAAGAAAACUUCUGUUGGAACACCAUAUUGGAUGGCUCCAGAGGUGAUAGCAUGUGAACGACAACUUGAGUACAACUAUGACAUCAGAUGUGAUAUUUGGUCACUAGGUAUCACAGCCAUAGAGCUGAUGGAUGGAGCUCCCCCAUUGGCUGACAAACAUCCAAUGAGAGCACUGUUUAGAAUUCCAAGAAACCCACCACCAAAGAUGAAGAAUCCUGAAGACUGGUCAGAAAAUUGCAGGGACUUUAUUUCAAGAUGCCUAAACAAAGACUAUGAACAGAGACCUUUUACCUGGGACCUUCUGGAGCAUCCAUUCAUAAAACAAGUUCCUGAGGAUGGUACUAAGCUUAAAGAACAGUUGGUUUACCUAACAUCGCAAGUAGAACGUAUAAUACACGAGCCUGACGUAACUACCAAACAGGGAAGACUGAAGUCCCGGAAGAGUAGACCGGGUCCACCAAACACAACAAAUGAUCUCACACAACUGGAGGUCCUUGAUGAGGAAUCGAUAGUGGCGCAGCUGUUCACACGUUAUACUCAAGCAAUCAUUUACACCUAUAUUGGAGACAUCUUAUUGGCGGUGAAUCCAUUCUCCUCCCUUACCAUUUAUAAUGAAGAGCAUUCCAGGAUGUACAUGAACGCUGCCAAGGGAGAUCACCCUCCACAUAUAUUUGCUAUAGCUGAUCAGGCCUACCAGAUGAUGGUUCAUCAGAAAAAACAUCAGUGUAUUGUUAUCAGUGGUGAGUCGGGAGCUGGGAAGACCAUGAGUGCAAACUUCCUUGUACAACAACUUACACAGCUUGGCAAGGCUCCUAAUCGUGAUUUGGAAGAGAGGAUCUUACAGGUUAACCCAUUAAUGGAAGCAUUUGGUAAUGCAAAAACUGUGAUCAAUGAUAACUCUAGUAGGUUUGGAAAAUAUCUGGAAAUGUUCUUCACUGAGAAUGGUACAGUAACUGGAGCUAAAAUCACAGAAUACCUUCUAGAGAAGUCAAGAGUUAUCUUUCAAGCGCAGGGUGAACAGAAUUUUCACAUAUUUUACUACGUACAUGAUGGGUUGCCAAGUGAGGAUAGGAGCCACAAAUAUCAUCUUCAUGAGAAUGCAACAUACAGAUACAUAAGUGAGCAUAGUAGUUCCCAGCCAGAGAUGGUGACAGUGUCUGUAAACAGGGUCAAGUUCAAGGCUAUUCAACAUUGCUUCAGCAUCAUUGGGUUCAAAGAGGAGUCAAAGGGCCACACAGGGGAUGGUGUGGAAGUUGCCAACACUGAACUUACUGAUAUUGUUGCCAAAUUGUUGGGUUUAGAAUCUAAAGACUUGAUAGAGGUGUUGACAACAACAGGAAUGGUUGCCCGCGGUGAAGUGAUUAUACGUGAGAACACGAUGCACGAGGCACUUGACGUUAGGGAUGCCAUGUCUAAAUCUCUGUACGGAAGACUGUUCAGCUGGAUUGUAAAUAAAAUCAAUAUCCUUCUUCAACCUGACAAACAGACAUAUCAAGUGGAUAAAUUGAACAUUAUUGGCUUGUUGGACAUUUUUGGAUUUGAGAAUUUCCCGAGUAAUUCCUUCGAACAGUUGUGUAUUAAUAUAGCCAAUGAACAGAUACAGUACUACUUUAACCAGCAUAUAUUUGCCUGGGAAUUGCAAGAGUACCAGAAUGAAGGUAUAGAUGGUAGUGCUAUAACAUUUGUUGACAACAGACCACUACUUGACAUGUUUCUGAUGAAACCAAUGGGCCUGUUAGCAUUGUUAGAUGAGGAAAGUCAUUUUCCUAAAGCUACAGAUUGGACUUUAGUUGAGAAAUUUCACCAGAAUGUGAAGAGUGUUUACUACAGUCGACCAAAGGCCACUUCAAGUCUCCACUUUAGUAUUAACCAUUACGCAGGCAAAGUGAAGUACGACACAACCGGAUUUCUGGAGAAAAACCGAGACAGGCUUCCGGUUGAAGUUGUGAACCUGCUUAGGGCCUCAGACAACAAUGUUGUUAGAUCACUGUUUCAAACACCGCUUACAAAAACAGGGAAUCUUGCAAGUGGAUCAUUAAAGGCCAGUGCUCCAAACAGCAGUCUGAACUCUCCAUCGAGUACUUCCACUGGUUUUACGAUAGCCAGCGUACAGAGUUUACGUAGUCAGACUUCGGCUGGUAUGGGAGGAAGCAGGAUUUAUAGUGCAUUAGGAAGGCAUCUGAUGGGAUCUUCUGCUGCCUCCAUGACACGUAUACAGCAGACGGUCGCCACAUAUUUCAGAUUUUCUCUGAUGGACUUGCUGGCCAAAAUGGUUGCUGGAAAUCCACAUUUUGUGAGAUGUAUAAGGCCAAAUGAGGAAAAUGUUCCCGAUCAUUUUGAUGGAAAGAAGGUAACUACACAGCUAAAAUAUACAGGUGUUCUUGAGACAACCAGAAUAAGGAGAGAAGGCUACUCCCAUAGGAUUCCAUUUAGUGAUUUCACAAACAGGUACUCAUUGUUGGCCCUUGGUCAGAUGGGAGAUUUACAGCCGAACAAAACUGGAUGUGAGAUACUAUUAAAAAGAUUGAAAUUAAAGGACUGGGCUUUAGGUAAAACCAAGGUGUUUUUAAAGUUUUAUCAUGUAGAGUUAUUGGCAAGGAAGUAUUCUGAGGUACAGGGAAAAAUUGCACGUAUACAGGCUUUUGCAAGAAUGAAUGCUUCUCGGAACCAAUACUUUCAACUGAAGUGGAAACUUGAGAAAACCGCUCUAAUUGUACAGCGAUAUGCCCGUGGGUGGUUAGUGCGGAAAAGGUUUUCAAAGUUGUUCAAGAAUAGAAAAAUGGCAGCAGUUACUCUACAAAGAGUUGCAAGAGGUUUCUUGGUCAGGAGAAAGGUACAGCCAGAGCUGCAGCAGCGUAGAUCGGCGGUGGUGAAGAUACAGUCUGUGUAUAGAGGUCACCACGCCAGGAAACUGGUUCAACAACAAAGAGAUGAGGAGAAAGAAAGCGCUAUUAAGUUACAGAGAGCAUUCAGAAUGCGUCAAGCUAAAAUUCAUGCCAAGGCCGAGGAGAAGAAGAGUGUGGACUCCAAGAAUUCAGCAGCCAUUCUUAUACAGUCUACAUACAGGAUGUGGAAAUGUAAAUCUGUAUAUAAACAACUAGUUAAAUAUAAGGAGAAAAAAGAAUUACAGUUUAUCUACUUUAGCCAGCAGGUUGAAGAAUAUGGUAAUGACUUUGAAGCAAAGUUGAAGGCCACAAAUUUUAAAGCCAAGCCAGUACCCAUACCUGUUGAGGAUGCAGCCGUAGCAGGACCCAGCAAUGUGAAAGCCGGGAGCAAGAAAAGGAAGGCUCCUUCAAGGCCUGCUGAAGUUGCUAGGCAACCAUCAAUUCCAAAGAGAGUCCCUGAUGUCAGUGAAGAAAGAUUGGAUCACUUGGAGAAGAUGAAACAACUGAAGACAUUGAUGCCAGCAAAAGAGAAUACGUACUAUGAUAAACUGAAUGUUAAAAGGGAGGAUGUUGCAGUUGAGGAUCAAAGUGACAGUGGUUCCACACCAGUUUCUCAAAGGAGAUUAAAGACAGUAAUGGAUGAGGAUGUGGAGAAUUACUAUGCCACAAUAGCCAAACGAUCUUCACUGAAUGAUCCGAGGGACGAUGCAUUGGCACUUGGAGAGACUGCAGCUAGUAUACACAACAAACAUAUUUCUAACUGGGACGCACCUUUACAAGAAGCCAAGGAGAAAGCCCUGACACCAAGGACACGAGUGGAUAGUGGCUCCCUAGUUACCCCACCUUCCCCACCUAUGCAAAUGAGCCCAUUUGAUGCACUAUCAGAUUACAAUGAUUUCAGGAGUGGCAAUAGCUCACCUCAUUUGCAUAUUGAGGUGUCGGCCAUGUCUAGGAGUAGAAGCCCCUCCCCAUUAAGCACCUCCUUCAAUAUUAAAACAGAUGAGGUAGAUAAGGGUCGGUUUGAGAUGAAGUCGAAUGAUGCAUAUUUUCAAUCAUACUCUUCAUUGCUUGUAAAUCAUCAAGUGGGAAAUAAUUUGCAUAAAGACCACUCCCCUAAAUUUCAGGAACGCCUACCUAUUCCUUUGACUAGAGAAAGAGCAAUUGAUAAUUUAGAUUUAAGUUCAGAAACCGGUUCUAGCUCAUCUGCCCAGAAUUCUGUCACAAGUCAUGAUCUUGCCAUCAAUUUAUUGGACGCAGCCAUAGCAAAUUGCUCUUCCCCUGAUAAAAUUACCCCAAGGGUAACAAGCACUGUUACAACAGCUGACUCCACCUCCUCUGUAAAAAACACGCCCAUAAAAUCAGAAAGCAUUCCCUCAAGGAAGUCGUCAGGGUCUGACACAUCAACAAGAGAUCGUUUAGCACGUACUGUCGCGGAGGCAAUCAUAGCAAA
Molecule: messenger RNA, 5136 nt
Organism: Ruditapes philippinarum (Manila clam)
Lineage: Eukaryota; Metazoa; Mollusca; Bivalvia; Venerida; Veneridae
Product: myosin-IIIb-like
Biological process (GO): protein phosphorylation
Cellular component (GO): myosin complex
Molecular function (GO): cytoskeletal motor activity; protein kinase activity; protein binding
Source: RefSeq, a predicted model, not a curated record